AUGGCCAAACACCGUCCAGACAGAGACAGCUGGGGUGAGUGGUCCCUCAGUGAUAAAAAUGUCUACGACUGGAGCUCAGAGGAGGAGGAGCCGGACGGACGAGCCCGGCCCGUCCAGGUUCUGCUGGUCAAAGAUGACCACACCUUCGAGCUGGACGAGGCGGCGCUGAGUCGCAUCCUGCUGGCCGAGGAGGUCCGGGACCGCGAGGUGGUGGCCAUCUCUGUGGCCGGAGCUUUCCGCAAGGGCAAGUCCUUCCUCAUGGACUUCAUGCUGCGCUACAUGUACAACCACGCGUCUGAACUGUGGCUCGGAGAUUCAGACGAACCUCUGACCGGCUUCUCCUGGAGGGGAGGCUCGGAGAGGGAGACCACCGGGAUCCAGAUCUGGAGCGAAGUCUUUCUGGUGGACAAACCGGACGGAAGAAAGGUCGCCGUGUUGCUAAUGGACACGCAGGGCACGUUUGACAGCCAGUCGACGCUGAGGGAUUCAGCCACCGUCUUCGCUCUGAGCACCAUGAUCAGCUCCAUGCAGGUUUACAACAUCUCACAGAAUGUACAAGAGGACGACCUUCAGCACUUGCAGCUGUUUACUGAGUAUGGCAGACUAGCGAUGGAGGAGACUUUCCUCAAACCGUUCCAGUCCAUGAUUUUCCUCGUCCGAGACUGGAGCUUUCCGUACGAGUUUCCUUACGGACAGGAAGGAGGCAUGAAGUUCCUUGAGAAGAGGCUGAAGAUCUCAGAGAAUCAGCAUGAAGAGCUGCAGAACGUCCGGAAACACAUCCACUCCUGCUUCACCAACAUCUCCUGUUUCCUGAUGCCUCACCCUGGCCUCAAAGUGGCCACCAACCCACACUUUGAUGGAAGAAUCAAAGAGAUCGACGGCGAGUUCAUAAACAACCUGAAGGUUCUGGUCCCCUGGCUGCUCAGCCCUCGUAACAUCGACGUGAAGGAGAUCAAUGGCAGCAAAAUCACCUGCAGAGGCCUGGUGGAGUACUUCAAGGCAUACAUCAAAAUCUACCAGGGGGAGGAGCUGCCGCAUCCAAAGUCGAUGCUACAGGCCACAGCAGAGGCAAAUAAUUUGGCGGCAGUUGCAGCUGCAAAAGAUCUGUACAACAAGAAGAUGGAGGAGGUGUGCGGAGGCGACCGGCCCUUUCUGGCCCCCAGCGAGCUGCAGGCGCGACACGGCGUCAUCCGAGAGGAGGCGCUGCAGGUGUUCCGGGGCGUGAAGAAGAUGGGCGGCGAGGAGUUCAGCCGCCGCUACCUGCAGCAGCUGGAGGGGGAGAUCGACGAGGUGUUCGUCCAGUACAUCAAGCACAAUGACUCCAAGAACAUUUUCCACGCCGCCCGCACGCCGGCCACGCUCUUCGUGGUCAUCUUUGUCAUGUACGUGGCGGCGGGCAUCACGGGCUUUGUGGGCGUGGACAUCAUUGCCAGCUUGUGCAACAUGAUCCUGGGCCUGGCGCUGAUCACGCUCUGCACCUGGGCCUACAUCCGCUACUCCGGGGAAUACCGAGAACUGGGCGCCGUCAUCGACCAGGUGGCCGGAGCGCUGUGGGACCAGGGGAGCACAAAUGAGGCUCUGUACAAGCUGUACAAUGUAGCGGCCAACCACAGGCACCUGUACCACCACGCCUUCCCCGGGCCUCAGGUGGACGAAGCCGCCGAGGAGCAGGACAAGAAGAGGGACUGAUUAGGAAAAGACAGAACACUGCAGGGACUUUGUGUGGAGGAGCAUCCUCACCCAUCAGGCACUACUCUUUUAUUCUGGUACCGUGCUGCCGCGGCGGUACGUUCACUACUUUACUCCUUAUACCGGACUGUGUAAUGUUCCAUGCGUAAAGUCAAGAGCAGGCGAACGGACGCCAUCUACCGUCACUUUUAUGUGGAAAAAACACCUGUACAGAUACUGUAGGCACUCUGCUGGAGGAGACCUGCGCAUAUCCAACCUCCAGUCAGCUCUUGAGUUCACAUCCGCCUUUAUUUUCUCCAUCGUUUGUCUCCAUGAUUUUCAAAAUAAUAGCCAAACGUGUGAAAUCCCCCACCCACCCACCGCCUCCCUCAUUCGUGACGAUUCGUUCUGUUCUUUGAAGUUUAGUGCUGUUUAUAAGGAACAAUAUCUAUGAUGUUUGGAAGCCAAAAAUAAUGUACUGUGUGUUAACUAAUGAGUCAUCAGCAUGGUAAAUGGUUAAUGUCUGUCAUCUUUAAGCUCUAAAAACCAGGUAUAGUUUAUUAAGAAAAAAAAAAUAGUUUUAAUGGUUGUGACAAAGUGGUAUCGUGCCAUAACAUGUAAAAAAAAAAAAAAAGAAAGAAAAAAAAAAUCACUUCAUGCAGACACUCGAUGGCACUUUUGUUUUGGAGGUUGGCGGAUCAGGGAGUAGCGACACAACGGAGGAACACGAGUUUACACAUCGCAGCCGACGUUAUCUCACACUUUGCAGUUUUGUAACUCCUCUCUGAUAUACAUAUAUAUAUAUAGAUACAUGUGUGUGUGUUUGGCCUUUGAGAGGAAAGAGCGUUUCCAUUGUGACGCAGAGGCGGCGGCCGAAGCCAUUGUUGUGUUUCUCACUGAAUGUUCGAGCAAAUCCGAGGAAUGUAGCUGUUCUGCGGCCACCGAGGAAUCAAAGCGAGAUGUUAUUAGGCGUGGCGACGGGCCCCGCUCUGGAGAAAAGAGACGAGAGAGAGAGAGAGAGAAAAAAAAAAAAGGAUCUUCAUUCCACGUCUCUUUCAUCAUCUUCACAAAACUUAAGCUGAAUCAUCUGUGCAGAACUGCUGCAUGAUGAAAGAGGCCAGAGGCUCUUUGUGUUCUCCAAAACUUUGCUUGCAUUUUUUUGGUGUUUGAAUACUUUGGCUUAGCGAGACUGUUACUGUACAUUUGUAUAACUGUGGGUUUUUUUGUUUUCUAGCGCUGUCACAUACAAAAGCUGCAGCAGCAUACAGUAAAAACUCUUUUUGUUUUGUUUUUUGGCCUCGUUAGAUCUGGUCACCGACAGUAAAAGGAACACUGUCAUGCAUAUUUAGCAAGUUUAUAGUGAGGUUGGACCUCAAGGGUUGAAAAUUUAAAGGCACUGCAGCAGAGUGGCUUCUUGAGUCUUCCACAAUGUAUAAUCAACAUCACACAAAGAACCAUCUAAGACCAGUUUAAGAUCCGUGAGGUUUCUUUUCCUUUUUUUUUUACAUGACCAUGUUCUGGGUGCCGUGUCCAUUCAUGAGUAUGAAAAGUAGUGUUUGUUUACGUUGUGUUGCAAGAUUUCGUCUGUUAGAAAAGAGAUUUAACGGUUUCACUCCUCCUCAUGAACACUGGAAUCUUCUCCGGACUUGUUCUGGAGCCCAUCGGUGGCUCCCCCGAGUCUGCUCUGCUUAGUUUCAGCACACGCGUUGCAGAAUUUCAGUUACAAAGAAAUAAACUAAUAAAGAUGGACCAAAUUAAUGAAA
Messenger RNA from Stegastes partitus (bicolor damselfish), 3431 nucleotides. It is a transcript of the gene atl1, whose product is annotated as atlastin GTPase 1. Gene Ontology annotation, molecular function: GTP binding; GTPase activity. Lineage: Eukaryota; Metazoa; Chordata; Actinopteri; Pomacentridae. Bases 1 to 1689 code for a protein of 562 amino acids. The transcript has 14 exons. The record is from RefSeq and is a predicted model, not a curated record.